Messenger RNA from Postia placenta MAD-698-R-SB12, 1681 nucleotides. RefSeq lists its product as hypothetical. Bases 1 to 1539 code for a protein of 512 amino acids. Gene Ontology annotation, molecular function: iron ion binding; oxidoreductase activity, acting on paired donors, with incorporation or reduction of molecular oxygen; monooxygenase activity. The record is from RefSeq and is a predicted model, not a curated record. NCBI's taxonomy places the organism in Eukaryota, Fungi, Basidiomycota, Agaricomycetes, Polyporales, Adustoporiaceae. The transcript has 12 exons.
AUGACGGACGCAGAGGGCUUCUCAGGUCUCGCAUACGUAUCUGGUAUCUGUUUCUUGCUCCUGGCCUCCUUGACUUGGCUACGGCAGCAACGUCAUCGACUCCCUUACCCACCGGGCCCGUCAGGCCUUCCGGUCCUCGGCAACACGCUGCAGAUGCCUCAUGAGCGGCAAUGGCUACAAUACGUCGAAUGGGGGAAAAAAUACGGGAAGAUCAUACACCUCUCGGUGCUGGGUCGCUCCAUGAUUAUCCUCAAUUCGGCCGACGUCAUUGUUGAAUUGUUAGAGAAGAGGAGCAAACUCUACUCUGACCGCCCCACCAUCCCUCUUGCCGGAGAGAUGAUUGGCUACGACCAAUACAUCGCGCUGGAGCACUAUGGGAGUCGUCAGACAGAAGGCCGCAAGCUCAUCACGGGCGCUCUGAGUGUCCGCAACAUGCCCAAGUUGCACCAGAUAGAAGAGUCCAAGGUCGUACAUCUGAUGUCGAGACUGAUUGCGCGCCCCGUCGAGUUUCGCCUCCAUUUGCGCUGGUUCGUCGCCGCCGUGGCGUUCGAGUACACACAUGCAUACCAGGUCGAAGACUGCGACGAUUACUUCGUGAGGCUGGCCGAGCGAGUCAACAACGAUUUCAACACAGUAGUGAAGCCAGGAAAGUAUCUGGUCGAUAUUUUCCCCUUCUUGAAACACAUACCCGGCUGGAUGCCCGGGACCAAGUUCAAAGCCGUAGCCAAAGAGGCCCGCGAGCGAGUGCAGCGCCUAGCAGAUGAGACGUUUGAAGUCGUGCAGACGCGGGUGGCUGAUGGGACCGCAAGGGCGUCGUUCACCGCUGACCUGAUCGAAGGUAAUCCUGAACGCACGCCAGAAGAGGAGGAUAUCUUCAAGACUACGUCGAUGACCUUCUAUGCAGCCGGAACUGACACUACCGUGUCUACGCUCGAGUCGUUUUUCUUGAUGAUGACACUACACCCUGAAAUCCAGCGGAAUGCUCAGGCAGAAGUCGACCAUGUCAUAGGCUCCGAUCGGCUGCCCAAAGUCAGCGACCGUCCCCGAUUGCCCUAUGUAGAGGGGCUGAUCAAGGAAGCGUUCCGUUGGAAUCCCGUGUUCCCACUCGCCCUGCCGCACUAUCUAAACCAGGACGACGUGUACGAGGGUUAUCAUAUUCCGGCGAACUCCACAGUCAUCGCCAACAGCUGGGCUGUCCUGCAUGACCCAUCAUUAUAUCCACAACCAUUUGAGGUUUUGCCUGAGCGAUACCUUCAACAAGAACAUGGCCUCAAUCCAGAUCCAAAGUCAUUCGCCUUCGGAUACGGUAGACGCGUGUGCCCUGGUCAACCUCUCGCGGACGAUUUAGUCUUCAUUGUCGCCGUCACGAUCCUCGCAACCCUGAAUAUCAGUCAACCCAUCGGCGCGGAUGGCUUGCUUGUCAAACCCAACGUCAGCUGCACAGGAGUGGCUCUCAGUCAUCCUGGCCCGUUUGAAUGUGCGAUCGCCGCACGCUCCGUCGAGGCAGAGCAUCAAAUCACACAUGCCGCGUCCUGCUAACCAUCGAGCUCGGAGAAGAUAACCGCCGUGUGAUCUUCCGAAGGGUACUAAUUGGCGUCCUCGAGUGCCGGCUGGACAGAUCUUUGUACAGAAAAGUUGAGCAGCAUACAGCCAGAUCUGGUAUUCAUCAGUAUUUGCCUUG